AUGGGAUACCAGUACUAUAUGUACGAUCCGUCCAAGGGCGCAGCAAUUCCCUUCGCUGCCCUUUUCGGUCUCACCACAGUUGUGCAUAUGUGGCAAACGAUUCAAAACCGGACAUGGUACAUGACUCCAUUCAUUAUCGGAGGGAUCUUCGAAGCGAUCGGCUACCUCUGCAGGUUCAUCAGCGCGACCCAGACCCCCAACUGGACUAUGUACCCUUAUAUCGGGCAAAGCCUGUUGAUCCUCCUAGGUCCAGCGCUCUUCGCAGCUUCCGUCUACAUGCUACUCGGACGUAUCAUCCGCACGCUGAACGCCGGUUCACUGUCGCCUAUUAGACCGAAUUGGCUUACGAAGAUCUUCGUGGCGGGUGAUGUAAUUUCUUUCUUUAUGCAGAGCGGCGGAGGCGGAAUGCAAGCCAGUGCCAAAACCCAAGAUCGCGCUGAAAUGGGCGAGAAUAUGAUCCUGGGCGGCCUCUUCGUCCAGAUUCUCUUCUUCAGCAUCUUCAUUGUUGUCUCGAUCAUUUUCCACCGCCGAAUGUUGUCGACCCCAAUGCACCAUAUGGGCAUAGAUGUGCCCUGGAACAAAUACCUCAAGAUCUUAUAUCUCGUCAGCUUCCUGAUUUUAAUCAGAUCCUUGUAUCGCGUUGCCGAGUACAUUCAGGGGAAGGAAGGGGUUCUGCAGAGCAAAGAGGUGUUUAUAUACGUGUUAGAUGCAUCUCUCAUGCUUGUUUGCUGUGUAAUCCUAAACGUUUGGCACCCAAGUAAUGUUGUGUCGGGGAAACAGGCGCUGUAUAAGCAUGCUGAGGAUCUGGAGAUGCUGACGAAUAGUGGGCGGACGAACUUUUGA
Aspergillus nidulans FGSC A4 is the source of this 843-nucleotide messenger RNA. Its product is annotated as RTA1 domain-containing protein. Gene Ontology annotation, cellular component: membrane. The transcript has 3 exons. Bases 1 to 843 code for a protein of 280 amino acids. The record is from RefSeq and is a predicted model, not a curated record. Lineage: Eukaryota; Fungi; Ascomycota; Eurotiomycetes; Eurotiales; Aspergillaceae.